CAGGGUCGUGUGGCCGCCGCCAGCAGGUUUUAUCCCGCCUUGUUGCCCGCCCGCCAGCCUUGCAGCUUCUUCCCUUCCAGUCACCGUCGUCGCACGAAUCCAUACGCAUCCAUUGUUGAUAAAGGAGAGUCUGUAACCAGUAGCCCUGGAGCAUUCCUGUCGCGUUUCAGCGCGCCGUCUAGCGCUCCUUCCCCGCCCGUCCGUGCCAUCUGGCCAGAAUAGGCUAGUGCUGCCGCCUCUCCAUUCAGCUCUCAGCCCUAGGUCGCCUCAAACAAGCUUUAUAAUACCUGACGGAUUACCCCCCAGCCGUGCGCUUAUUUCCCUUCUUCUCUUUAUCUCAUUUCUUUGCUCCCCUCGAUUCCUCGACCAUCGCCAUCGUCCAGCCCCAGCCCGCGCGGAGAGAGCUGCACGUCAUGGCCUACAACCAGCACACCGGUUACGACCGCGGCCACGACGAAGACGAGGUCGGCCGCUCGCUCCUCCACGAGAAUCCCACGGGUGCCAGCAACCCAGAUCCAUUCUACGGCAACCCUGAUGUUCGCCCUCAUUCCACAUACAGUCUGACCGAGACGUAUGUGAGCGACAGGCCACCGCAGUACCAGGGCGGUCGACCCCAUGACGGCUCCGAUGUCUACUCGACCACGGCCGGUUACAGUGAUCCAGCAGCUGACUUUGGCGCACCCCAACGCGCGCCUUCGCCAUACCAGCGGAGUGAGACGAGCUCCACCGAGGCAUGGCGACAGCGACAACAGCCCGGUGGUGCCGUAGCUGCAGCUGGUGGCCUGAAACGCGGUCAGACCCGCAAGCUCAAGCUUGUGCAGGGCUCCGUUCUCAGCGCUGACUACCCCGUGCCUUCGGCCAUCCAGAACGCCAUCCAGGCAAAGUAUCGCAAUGAUCUCGAGAGCGGAAGCGAGGAGUUUACCCACAUGCGCUACACUGCUGCUACGUGCGACCCCAAUGACUUUACUCUCAAGAACGGCUACAAUCUGCGGCCGGCCAUGUACAACCGCCACACCGAGUUGCUCAUCGCCAUCACAUACUACAACGAAGACAAGGUGCUCACCGCCCGAACCUUGCAUGGUGUCAUGCAAAAUAUCCGCGACAUUGUCAACCUGAAAAAGUCUGAAUUCUGGAACAAGGGCGGCCCGGCUUGGCAGAAGAUAGUCGUCUGCCUUGUUUUCGACGGUAUCGACCCCUGUGACAAGGGCACCCUUGACCUCCUCGCCACGGUCGGUAUCUACCAGGAUGGCGUUAUGAAGCGCGAUAUUGACGGCAAAGAGACGGUCGCUCACAUUUUCGAGUAUACGACGCAAUUAUCCGUCACCCCCAAUCAGCAGCUGAUUCGCCCGCACGAUGAUAGCGCCAGCACACUGCCUCCCGUGCAGAUGAUGUUCUGCUUGAAGCAGAAGAACAGCAAAAAGAUCAACUCGCACAGAUGGCUAUUCACUGCUAUUGGUCGCAUCCUCAACCCAGAAGUCUGCAUCUUGCUCGAUGCCGGUACAAAACCUGGCCCCAAGUCUCUGCUCGCCUUGUGGGAAGGCUUCUACAACGACAAGGAUCUCGGCGGUGCUUGUGGUGAAAUCCACGCCAUGUUGGGUAAGGGCUGGAAGAACCUCCUCAAUCCGCUCGUUGCCGCACAGAAUUUUGAGUACAAGAUCAGUAACAUUCUCGAUAAGCCGCUGGAAUCGUCUUUCGGAUACGUUUCUGUGCUACCUGGUGCUUUCUCCGCCUACCGCUACCGCGCUAUCAUGGGCAGGCCGCUUGAGCAGUACUUCCACGGUGACCACACCCUUGCUAAAAUCCUCGGAAAGAAGGGUAUUGAGGGCAUGAAUAUUUUCAAAAAGAACAUGUUCUUGGCCGAAGAUCGUAUUCUGUGUUUCGAACUGGUCGCCAAGGCUGGCUCCAAGUGGCAUCUUACCUACAUCAAGGCCUCCAAGGGCGAAACUGACGUGCCUGAAGGUGCUGCCGAGUUUAUCGGUCAGCGUCGUCGUUGGCUCAACGGUUCGUUUGCUGCCGGUGUCUACUCGCUCCUGCACUUUGGCCGCAUGUACAAGAGUGGCCACAACAUUAUCCGCAUGUUCUUUUUCCAUGUCCAGAUGCUGUACAACAUCUUCCAGACCAUUCUCGCUUGGUUCUCCCUGGCUUCCUUCUGGCUGACCACCGCCGUCAUCAUGGAUCUUGUCGGUACUCCUGUCCCCGCGAAUCUCGAUACUCAAACCCCGGAAAAGAAGGCGUGGCCGUUUGGAAAUAGCGUCACCCCCAUCUUUAACACGGUCCUCCAGUAUCUGUACCUCGCCUUCCUUGGUCUGCAAUUCAUUCUUGCUUUCGGUAACCGUCCAAAGGGCUCCAAGUGGUCUUACCUGCUCUCCUUCUUCGUGUUCGGCUUGAUCCAGUUCUACAUCGUCGUCCUGUCAAUUUACCUCGUUGUUCAAGCCUUCACGACUCCUUCGUCGCAGAAACUCGAUACUUCGUCUCCGGAAAAGUUUGCCCAGUCCUUCUUCUCGUCCAGUGGUGUGGGUAUUAUCAUCAUCGCGCUCGCGGCUACUUUCGGCCUGUACUAUGUUGCCUCGUUCCUCUACAUGGACCCAUGGCACAUGUUCACGUCCUUCCCGCAGUACCUCUUGAUCAUGUCGUCCUAUGUCAACAUUCUCAAUGUCUAUGCUUUCUCCAACUGGCACGACGUUUCCUGGGGUACCAAGGGUUCCGACAAGGCAGACGCGCUUCCGUCAGCCAAGACAGAGAAGGGAGCAGACGGCAAACAUACCAUCAUCGAAGAGCCGGAUCUGGCGCAGGCCGAUAUCGACAGCCAGUUUGAGUCGACCGUCAAGCGUGCUCUGGCUCCUUACGUAGCACCCGUUGAGCAGAACGAGAAGACUCUGGAGGAUUCAUACAAGUCUUUCCGUACCCAUCUUUGCACGGCCUGGAUCGGUUCCAACGCGACUCUUGCUGUUGUUAUCACGCAAGAUAACUUUGACCGCUUUGGGUUCUCUUCAACUGCCUCGAGUCGAACCAUGCGCUUCUUCCAGGCGCUUCUGUGGGCUACCGCUGCGCUUGCUGUCGUCCGUUUCCUUGGUUGUCUGUGGUUCCUUGGCCGCACUGGUCUUUUCUUCUGCGUCAGGAAGCGAUAGACACAAGGCAUCCGCUGCGACUUCAACAAGCCGCGCGGCCACAGAAACGGCCAAAGUUGCAUGUUCCAGCUUUGUCUUUGAUUCUCUCAUCAUCUGUACUGGCGUUUAAUGAUGUCCCCGACUCCAGCAGGCUGGUGCUGCGCAGUCCUUUACCCCUGUCUCAUCUUGUUACGCAAUAACAUUUGCGGAUCAGCUACGGAUGAACGACUACUUGUACUACUCGUAUACACCAAUGUUCAAUCUCGCCGGAUCACUUGACGGAAAGUUAUCUGAGCAGAGGGAUUUCUUUGGAUUGGAUACACUGGGGUAAUAGGCCAUGAUAAUUUGUCAUUUUAGAGCGAAAUACCACCAAUACUCUACUUUCUCACUGCCUGCUUGGUUGGAUGCCUACGCGUUAACAUGGUCGAUGUCGUGACUCUGGGGCCUCUUGCUACACAUGGCUACUCUUGGCAAAGGACAUGGUCCCACGUG
Molecule: messenger RNA, 3599 nt
Organism: Cucurbitaria berberidis CBS 394.84
Lineage: Eukaryota; Fungi; Ascomycota; Dothideomycetes; Pleosporales; Cucurbitariaceae
Product: glycosyltransferase family 2 protein
Exons: 6
Coding region: 414-3128 (904 amino acids)
Cellular component (GO): cell septum; cell periphery
Molecular function (GO): chitin synthase activity
Source: RefSeq, a predicted model, not a curated record